UCCUAGUUGUACCUGCAUGUGUCUGAUGUCUAACAUAAGUGGCUGUUCCCUUGCAGGUAAAAUGGAUGAUGUACUGGAUUGUAUUCGCCUUCUUCACUACAGCAGAAACACUCACGGAUAUCAUUCUUUCUUGGUUUCCCUUUUAUUUCGAGCUGAAAAUCGCAUUUGUGAUCUGGCUGCUUUCCCCUUACACCAAGGGCUCCAGCGUCCUCUACAGGAAGUUUGUGCACCCAACGCUCUCCAAUAAGGAGAAGGAGAUUGAUGAGUAUAUCACCCAGGCCCGUGACAAGAGCUAUGAAACCAUGAUGCGAGUUGGGAAGAGAGGGUUAAACCUGGCUGCCAAUGCAGCAGUUACUGCAGCUGCAAAGGGUCAGGGAGUUCUGUCCGAGAAGCUACGGAGUUUCAGCAUGCAGGACCUAACUCUGAUUAGGGAUGAAGACGGUGUGCACCUGCGGAGUCCUGAGCCACGGCUGCAUCCCUCUGGUGGGGGCCUUCUUGAAACCAUUGACGAUUCGGCUUCCUGUUACUCUUCUGGAGAAGAAGCCAGUGUAGCACAGAGGUCUAAUGGGGUCCAGUCUGAUGCUAGAACAGAUCCAUCAGAUGAUGAUGCAGGAGACAAAAUGCCCAAACGUACUCAGAGUCUUAAAGCUCCAAAGAAAGUGACAAAAACUGAGCCUCCACUAAAGAGCAUAAAAGCUCGCCCCAAGAAGAAAGCUGUGGGUUCUGUUGCUGCUGGCGAGUCAGCCUAAGGAGACCUCCCCCACCCGUAUCUGUCCCAGGAUUCACCUGUUACUUUGAAGGGACACUCUCCAAAGAAGGGAGCUGAGAUUCAUAUGACUGGAAAACGUGGCUCAAAACAGUCUGCAGACACUUGAGCAAAUAUGAGGUGGAGCAAUCCAGAGGCCCUUCUGUCCCAACUCGAGAAGGCUCCAGGAGAGCCAGGCCACAGGGCAGGAGAGCUUACAAAUAACUAAACCCUUGAGAACAACUUCUCGUCUAUCUGACCAUGUGCCAUUUCCAUCAACCUGGGACCUGAGCAGCAUGUAAGAGUCGAGUCAAAAAAACAUGUGGAUAUGGGAUAUGUAAUGUGGGAGUCACACUUCAGUAAUCCUCACAUAGAAAGACUUUGAGGUGAGUCAGUCCAAACUAUGCUGGAUCCUAACCCCUCAGAAUAGGUUAGAGGAUUUUUCCCUUUUGAGUGAGAACACAUGCUACCCUUUACCUAUUACUAGUUCCAUUCAGAUUUAUGAUGGUGGGAAUUUCUUAGAGGAAGUAGCACCCCUCAUCUUGCUAGCUUCUAUGAUCUCCUCAGCAGUGACUGAGGGAGCAUCCUUGAUGCCAAGGUAAGUAUUCAUAUGCACAACUGCUAUCUUAAGAGAGAGACUUGGAGACCUUGGUUUCUAUUGAGAAUAGCUGCCAAAGGAGUCUGAUCUUCCUGGCUGCUUCUCCUUAUUUAAGAACCAUGCUCUGUUGUAGUCAAGGUGUAGGACUUCCUUCCAAAUCUCUGUAUCUUGCUAUCACACUUCUAGAACUAGGACAGAAUAUUCUGUCUAAAAACCCUGUUGUUUUGUUGUAGGCAGGGUCUAGAACUUCCCUGAUAUCCAGAUUGCAGUUACAUUUUCCGUCUACUGAACCGUUCUUAAGUUGCUCAUAACAAUAGAAGUGUCAUCUCGGGCUGAAAUUCUACACAUUUCUCCUUCAUCUAGAAACAGACUUUCUGGAAAGCUCAGCUGCUUUUGGGACAGGAGCUAGGGAAGACAUUUUUGCCCUUAAAGCUUUGAUUUUUCAAAAUUGGGUCCAGGUUCUAUGGCAGACAGUGGAAGGAACUUGUCAGAAACAGUGAUUUAAUGAGACAGGUUGUGGAGAAACAUUAAUUUUAGCUUUUU
Messenger RNA from Gavialis gangeticus (Gharial), 1886 nucleotides. RefSeq names its product receptor accessory protein 2 (gene REEP2). NCBI's taxonomy places the organism in Eukaryota, Metazoa, Chordata, Crocodylia, Gavialidae. Gene Ontology annotation, cellular component: endoplasmic reticulum tubular network; cytoplasmic microtubule; endoplasmic reticulum membrane. The transcript has 8 exons. The record is from RefSeq and is a predicted model, not a curated record. Gene Ontology annotation, biological process: endoplasmic reticulum tubular network organization. Bases 66 to 749 code for a protein of 227 amino acids. Gene Ontology annotation, molecular function: microtubule binding; taste receptor binding.